Molecule: messenger RNA, 1045 nt
Organism: Amborella trichopoda
Lineage: Eukaryota; Viridiplantae; Streptophyta; Magnoliopsida; Amborellales; Amborellaceae
Product: thioredoxin F-type, chloroplastic
Source: RefSeq, a predicted model, not a curated record
CUGAAAUUGUGGCCACCAGAUGCAGAUUCCAUUUUGUAACAGUGACCCCACUGUUUGUCCAUCACUGGGACUGUAAUAGAUACCGCCUCUCUUUCUCUCUCUCAAUGCCAUGCUAAAAAAUUACGCCCCAUUUCCUAAUUUUUACAAACUCAGAAGGACUAUUUAAAUUCUAGGGUACAACAAUUCUGUAACCUGGUUAAAAGUCCAACUCACAAUUCUUCCAGUUUUUGUAUAAUCUGCUUCGGAACGGUUAUAGCCAAGACCUGGUUCAAUGGCUUCUCACAUUCUUUCUUCUUCUCUUGGUCCUUCUCAAAUGGCGAGCUUCUUAUCUGGUUAUCCCCAAGCCUUUCUAGCUGAUGGAUUGAACAAAUACAGGUUGAAUUCUUGUAAGUUCAGGGUUUCGAGACCUUACGGCGAGGUUUCUUUGAGAGAGAAGGCGAAUAGGAUUUCAGUUAAGGGGAGCUUGGAGAUGGCAGAGCCAGUUGUGGGGCAGGUUACAGCAGUGAACAAGGAUACUUUCUGGCCUAUAGUAAAUGCAGCAGGAAAUAAAGUGGUGGUUUUGGAUAUGUACACUCAGUGGUGUGGUCCAUGCAAGGUGAUAGCUCCAAAAUUCCAAGAAUUAUCUGAGAAAUAUAGUGAUGUCAUAUUCCUAAAGCUCGACUGCAAUCAAGAAAACAAGCCAUUGGCAAAGGAAUUGGGUAUACGGGUCGUUCCCACCUUCAAGAUUCUGAAGGAGAACAAAGUUGUCAAAGAAGUAACAGGAGCGAAGUUAGAUGAUCUUGUUGCUGCUAUUGAUACUGUUAGAUCUAGCUCAUAACAAGUUCCCUCCAAAUUAUGGAGUAGCCAUUUAUACUCUGUUUAGAACGAAACAUCAGUAAAAUGUUGAAUGUAAUUGUUAUUGAAAAUCUUUGCAAAGCUUUUUCGUGACCUUUGUUUCUUUACAUCUUGAAUGUCAACUCUCGGCCCUUCUCAUGCUUAUCUUUGUAAUCAUAAAUUAUGUUUCUUUCUUAACAGCUCAAAGUAAUGUCCAUCUUUAUUUUUCAAA